AUGAUUGCUCGUUUAGGAUUAUUAAAGAAGCCAACUUUAAACACCAUCUACAAUGCAUCUAAAUUACAAUCAUCAAGAUUAGCUUUAAUUAGAUCUAUUUCUACCAUUAAAGCUUCAAGUACUCAAGAACAAGAUAUCUUAGUAGCACAACGUAAGAACAGACCAAGUUCUCCACAUUUAACCAUCUAUGAACCACAAUUAACUUGGAUCAUGUCUUCAUUCCAUAGAAUUACUGGUGUUGCCAUGGCCGGUGCCUUUUAUGGUUUAACUUGUGCUUAUGCUGCCACUUCCAUUUUAAACAUCCCAUUUGAUUCCGGAAUGAUUGUUGGUGCUUUUGCUUCUUUACCAGUUAUUGUUAAAUUAGGUUUCAAGGCUGCUUGUGCUUAUCCAUUUGUUUAUCAUGUUGCUAAUGGUAUUAGACAUUUAAUUUGGGAUUUCGGUAGAGAAUUGACUCUUAAAGGUGUUUACAGAACUGGUUACGCUGUUUUGGCUGCCACUGCUGCCAUUGGUUCAUAUUUUGCCUUCUUAUGGUAA
This is a messenger RNA of Hemisphaericaspora subhashii, 534 nucleotides long. Its product is annotated as succinate dehydrogenase cytochrome b subunit SDH3. The record is from RefSeq and is a predicted model, not a curated record. NCBI's taxonomy places the organism in Eukaryota, Fungi, Ascomycota, Pichiomycetes, Serinales, Debaryomycetaceae. The coding region runs from base 1 to 534 and encodes 177 amino acids. Gene Ontology annotation, biological process: mitochondrial electron transport, succinate to ubiquinone; tricarboxylic acid cycle. The transcript has a single exon. Gene Ontology annotation, cellular component: membrane. Gene Ontology annotation, molecular function: electron transfer activity; succinate dehydrogenase activity.